AUGAGAGGUUAUGAGUCGAGUCGUACGAUGGAGCUGAACUCGUCGUACGAGCUUUCGGACUUCGAUCUGGGUAACUGCAGCUACACGGAGGCGUGGGUUUGGGUCGCGUCCCUCCAGCCGGUGUGGUUGUGGCUGAUCAGCGUCUCUGGGCUGCUGGGUAACGGCCUGGUGCUCUGCGUCUUCUGCCUGCAGAGGAAGUCCGGCUCGGUGGCCGACGUGUACCUGGGCAGCCUGGCGCUGGCCGACCUGGUGAUGGUGCUGUGCCUGCCGUUCUGGGCGGUGACGGUCGCCCGGGGUUACCGCUGGAGCUUCGGCCGGCCGGCGUGUAAGCUGAUCAACACGGCCAUCUCCAUGAACUACUUCUGCAGCGUCCUCUUCCUGCUGCUGGUCAGCGUGGAUCGGUACCUAGCGCUCGCCCGGCCGCUGAGUCGUAGCCGUCUGAGGCGCGCGUCCUGGGCUAGACGGAUCUGCGCCGGCGUCUGGGCGCUCGGCUUUUUGCUCAGCGUUCCGUCCCUGCUGUUCCGCGACGUGCGCUACGUUCCUGGACUGGACGUCAACGCUUGCUACCUGAGCUACCCUCAUCCCAGCUGGGUGCUCCAGAGGAACCUGAGCAGCAACGUGAUUGGAUUCGCCAUCCCGCUACCCAUAAUCCUGUUCUGCACGCAUCACAUGGUGCGAGCGCUUAAAGACGGCGGGUUAGCGCUCGUCCCCGGGGCGCGGAAGGAAAGAAGAGCUACUCGCCUGGUGCUAACCGUGCUGGCGGUGUUCCUGCUCUGCUGGACGCCGUAUCAGGUGGUGCGCUUCCUGGACACGCUGGACUAUCUGGGCAUGACCCCCGGCGGGUGCUUAUUCGGACACGCCCUGGACAUUAGCACGCAGCUGGCCACCUACUUAGCGUACGCUAACAGCUCCAUUAACCCGUUUCUGUACGUCGUGGUCGGGAAGCACUUCAGGAGACGAGCUAAAGAGGUGUUCAGGAGACUCGCCAACCGUGGUCGCAAGGACGCCGCCGCUAAUGUCACGCUGGCCAGCAGGUGCAGCGAAAGCUGCAAAGACUCAUGGGUAAUCGACAGAAACCCGGCGGCUAAACAGAUUUUACCGGCGCAACUGAGCGGCUACCGUUAA
Trichomycterus rosablanca is the source of this 1125-nucleotide messenger RNA. Its product is annotated as B2 bradykinin receptor. Gene Ontology annotation, molecular function: C-C chemokine binding; C-C chemokine receptor activity; bradykinin receptor activity. The coding region runs from base 1 to 1125 and encodes 374 amino acids. Gene Ontology annotation, biological process: positive regulation of cytosolic calcium ion concentration; cell chemotaxis; calcium-mediated signaling. Lineage: Eukaryota; Metazoa; Chordata; Actinopteri; Siluriformes; Trichomycteridae. Gene Ontology annotation, cellular component: external side of plasma membrane; membrane. The record is from RefSeq and is a predicted model, not a curated record. The transcript has 2 exons.